AUGGAGACGCUCCUCACCAUCAUCAGAAGCGUCCCCACGCCAAUCCUCUACGCGCUCUCACCAUUUGCAGCAAUCGCUGUCAUUCUCGCGCUCACCAGAGUAAUUACGACAGUGAACUACUACCGCGCUCUCCAACAAUUCAAAGACUCGCCCCACGGCGGCCAGAAAAUCGUCUCGCCACCUCAAAUCCCCUACACGAUCCCAUGGCUGGGCAACUCCCUCGACUUCCUCCGCCCCUCACCGGGUGCCUUCUGGUCGGAACUCUUCAGCUACCAUCCUAGGGAGACUGGAGUCUGCACGCUCCUCAUGGGCGGACGCAAGUCGCAUAUCGUCUUCUCGCCGACGACCGUGCAGGCCAUUUUCAAGGCGAGGACCCCAUCGAGAGACAUCUUCGACUUUGACCUGUACAUUCAGGUCUUCAAGAUGACGCAUGACCAGGCGCAGAAUGCUUAUAACGGGAAGCAUUCUGAGGAGGUGAUGAACAGCAAGUAUAUGAUUAAAUUCGAGAGGGUUAAUGAGCUUACGGAGCACUUCACAAAAUCUUUGGAAGAUGUGCUUUCGAAAGAUUCGAAGGAGAUUGUGGAGAAGGGAGAGAUUGGACUUUACGAGUGGUUGAGAGAUCGUAUGUUCACGGCGAGCUGCUAUGCGUUAAUGGGGGAGAAGCUGAAGGAAAUGUAUCCGAACUUUUGCGAGGAUUUCUAUGGGUUUGAUGGGGAGUUCCUCAAGUUCUUCUUUCGCUUUCCAGAAUUCUUGAUCAAGGACGCGUAUCAAAGGAGGGAUCGCAUCUUUGACAAUUUGGAGAAGUGGAGUGCGGAAAUGCAUCGAUUGAGUGGUGGAACGCCGGUUGAUCCCGAAGGACCUGCGUGGGAGCCUUUCUUUGGAAGUCGAUUGAACCGCGCGAGACAUCUGGAUUACAAGGCCCGAGGGUUGAAUUCGAGAUCGUCGGCGGCGCUGGAUUUGGGCAUUACCUUUGCCAUCUCGAGCAACGCUAUUCCGGCGACGGGGUGGAUGCUCUUCCAUCUUCUCAACCCGAAGAACCCAUCUCUGCUAGAGCGGGCUCUCAAGGAGAUCAACGCGGCCACGAAAGAAGACGGGAAUUUGGAUAUUGCAACUUUGGUCUCGCAGCCUCUCCUGCAGAGCCUUUGGACAGAGACACUGCGCCUGUAUGCGGAUGUCUUGGUCACGAGAAACUUGCCAGAGGACAUCACACUCCCUCUGGAUGAGUCUGGCAAACAUCACGUUCUGUUCCGCGCUGGUGACAAUGUGUUUGCACCUUCUUUCCUCGGUCACCGUGACGACAAUGUUUGGAGCACGGAGGACGCCCCAUACGAUGUCUUCCACGCCGACCGCUUCCUCGUCAAGGACCCCAAGACAGGCCAAGAAGCAUUCAGCAUGUCGCGCACGACAGGCAAGUUCUUCCCCUUUGGCGGUGGCAAAACGAUCUGCCCUGGCCGCAUCUUCGCCAAACAAGAAGCUAUAGGGGCUCUGGCGAUGGUGUUGCUGAAGUUUGAUUUCGACGUCAAGGGAUACAUUGACAUCGACAAGAAGCCAACGAAAGAUUUCCCGGGCAUGCCCAAAGCGUUUCCCGGGUCCGGGGCGUUGAGUCCUGGUGGUGAUAUGAAGGUGAAAAUUUCAAGGCGAGUGUGGUGA
Molecule: messenger RNA, 1650 nt
Organism: Zasmidium cellare ATCC 36951
Lineage: Eukaryota; Fungi; Ascomycota; Dothideomycetes; Mycosphaerellales; Mycosphaerellaceae
Exons: 1
Coding region: 1-1650 (549 amino acids)
Molecular function (GO): heme binding; oxidoreductase activity, acting on paired donors, with incorporation or reduction of molecular oxygen; steroid hydroxylase activity
Source: RefSeq, a predicted model, not a curated record